Molecule: messenger RNA, 186 nt
Organism: Prunus armeniaca (apricot)
Lineage: Eukaryota; Viridiplantae; Streptophyta; Magnoliopsida; Rosales; Rosaceae
Source: the annotation of a GenBank genome assembly
AUGGAAGGUGCCCCACAAGAAAGAGCACCUACGAAGCCGACACCUGUCGGCAUUUCCAUCGGACCCAUCCAACCUCGAUGGGGACCACCACACGCGAAGGCCGCCUUGGUAAUGGUGCUUUUGAACGGUCCAGCUGGAGGGCCCCCACACUCUUGGGCCCCGCUCCCACCAUCACAUGGACAGUGA